AUGGAAAGUUCACCCAAUCAUCCGGCCCAUAUCUCGGGUGGAUGUCUUUGUGGAGCAAUCAGAUAUCACGUGACUCUCGAUGAAUGGCCACCGAAUUGCCGCAAGUGGACUGGUGCUCUGAUGACACAUAUUCUACCGCUCCCCGACUUUGCAUUUACGUGGACUCCCUCCGAUAGGCCGACCUAUCGUGAAUACAACAGUUCUCCUGGCUGCUACCGCGGAUUCUGCAACGUGUGCGGCGGCAAUCUUACCUGGCGGGGUGAUUCGUAUGGCGGCCGUCAGCUCAUCAUCUUGAGCCUCGGAAGUGUCGAUCCGGCCUGGCUAUUGAGCACAGCAAAAAGUAAUUUUGGAACUGUCCUCUGCUCUCCCCGCGGGGGAAACUAUUUCUGGGAGAACGCAAUUUUAGGAGUCACUGAUCGACCUAUGGCCGGUGAGAAACUGCUCGGAUCGGGCGAUGACAGUGCCUUGGAAACUGCCAAGUACGAUGAUAAGACUCCUAUACUUGCCUAG
Messenger RNA from Cladophialophora bantiana CBS 173.52, 510 nucleotides. RefSeq lists its product as uncharacterized. NCBI's taxonomy places the organism in Eukaryota, Fungi, Ascomycota, Eurotiomycetes, Chaetothyriales, Herpotrichiellaceae. The record is from RefSeq and is a predicted model, not a curated record. The coding region runs from base 1 to 510 and encodes 169 amino acids. The transcript has 2 exons. Gene Ontology annotation, molecular function: carbon-sulfur lyase activity.